AUGACGCCACCAGUGUUGACUGCAAAAUCUAUGAUUUUGAUCAUCGGAGCUGGGACAUGGGGUUGCUCCGCUGCCCUCCAUCUUGCCCGUAGAGGAUAUGAAAAUAUUCAGGUCCUCGAUCCAUUUGAUGUGCCAUCACCCAUUGCUGCGGGCAAUGAUGUCAAUAAGAUUAUGGAGCAUAAGGAGGUCAAAGACUCUCACAAGGAUCCUAAAAGCGUUGCUUUUGCUACCUGCACUCGAGCAGCACUAAAGGGCUGGAAAACAGACCCAGUCUUCUCCCCCUUCUUCCACGAGACAGGCGUCAUAGUCUCGGGGAGUACGCCCGAAAUAAUCCAGCACAUCAAAGAGGGAGAGAUUGACCCAGCGCAAGGCAAUUUCAUAGCCCUUGAUAAUGCAGAAGAUUUUCGCAAAACGAUGCCAUCCGGUGUCCUGACUGGCGAAUUCCCCGGAUGGAAAGGAUGGUUCAGUCCGAAAGAUGCGGGAUGGAUACACGCUCGCAAGGCCAUGGUUUCGGCAUAUACCGAGGCGAAAAGGCUCGGCGUCAGAUUCACGACAGGCACUCCUCACGGAAAAGUCGUAUCUCUAAUCCAUCAAAAUGGGGAUGUGAGCGGUGCCCAAACUGCAGAUGGUACUAUCCACCGUGCAGAUUACACUAUUUUAGCGGCCGGUGCCGGGUCUGAUCAGCUGCUUGACUUCAAGAAGCAGUUGCGGCCCACUGCUUGGACUUUAUGUCACAUUUCCAUGACUCCGGAAGAAGCUCAAAAAUAUCGCAACUUGCCAGUACUUUUCAAUGUCGCAAAGGGUUUCUUCAUGGAGCCUGAUGAGGACAAGCAUGAACUCAAGAUAUGCGAUGAGCAUCCUGGGUACUGCAAUUUUGUGAAAGACCCACAACAUGCAGGGGAAAAGAGGAGUGUACCGUUCGCCAAACACCAGAUUCCGCUAGAAGCGGAAGCUCGCGCGAGGAGUUUCUUGCGUGAGACAAUGCCCCAUCUCGCAGAGAGGCCUCUCUCCUUCGCUAGAAUCUGCUGGGAUACAGACACGGUUGAUCGGGCGUUCUUAAUCGAUCGACACCCCGAAUAUCCUUCUCUGUUGGUGGCGGUGGGAGGUUCUGGCAACGGAGCAAUGCAAAUGCCAUCCAUCGGUGGCUUUAUUGCUGAUGCUUUGGAAGGAAAAUUACAGGAGGAGUUGAAAACAGUGGUCCGCUGGCGACCGGAGACAGCCAUUGAGCGAGAUUGGAACUCUACACAGGGUCGGUUCGGUGGUCCCGACAGGGUUAUGGAUUUCCAGGAUGUCAAGAACAAUGAGUGGACUUGCAUUGGAUCCGGUGAAUACAAGCUUUGA
Penicillium cataractarum is the source of this 1341-nucleotide messenger RNA. Its product is annotated as NAD(P)/FAD-dependent oxidoreductase. The record is from RefSeq and is a predicted model, not a curated record. The transcript has 2 exons. Gene Ontology annotation, molecular function: saccharopine oxidase activity; sarcosine oxidase activity; flavin adenine dinucleotide binding. Lineage: Eukaryota; Fungi; Ascomycota; Eurotiomycetes; Eurotiales; Aspergillaceae. The coding region runs from base 1 to 1341 and encodes 446 amino acids.